Molecule: messenger RNA, 1343 nt
Organism: Marasmius oreades (fairy-ring Marasmius)
Lineage: Eukaryota; Fungi; Basidiomycota; Agaricomycetes; Agaricales; Marasmiaceae
Exons: 8
Coding region: 126-1343 (405 amino acids)
Cellular component (GO): intracellular anatomical structure
Molecular function (GO): NADPH dehydrogenase activity; NADP binding; FMN binding
Source: RefSeq, a predicted model, not a curated record
CGGGCCGAAUUUCCCCACUUGGGUGAAGAUAACUAAUCUGUUCACUUGAAUUCAGACAGACAAUCGCGACAUGCAUCGACACCCUCUCGUUCCCAUCCCCAUCUUUCCCUUCGCCUCCCAUCAGAAUGUCUUUUAUCAAUCGUGCUGCUCCUGACGUAGAGGGAUAUUUCCCCUUGAACGAUCCACCGAUUGGAACUUCUAGGGAUGAGAGUCAAGAGUUACCGCUUCUUUUCCAGCCUAUAACAAUUGGUGGUGUAACCUUCAAGAAUCGUAUCUUUGUGUCGCCUAUGUGUCAAUACAGCUCUGACAAUGGUCAUGCAACUGACUGGCAUCUCGUUCACAUUGGAGGAUUCGCCACUCGUGGUGUAGGCGCCAUCUGUAUGGAAGCAACCGCCGUUGUUCCCGAAGGUCGAAUCGCUCCCGAGGAUGCUGGCCUCUGGACGGACACUCAAAUUGCCCCGUUAAAACGUAUAAUCAACUUUGCCCAUGCCCAAGGAGUGAAGAUCGGCAUCCAAUUGGCUCAUGCGGGGCGUAAAGCUUCGACCUAUGCUCCCUGGGUUCAGGAAAAAGUGGGCCAAGGACUGAGAAAUGCCGCGAGUAAGGAAGAGAACGGGUGGCCUGAUGAGGUUGUCGGUCCCACUUCUACGCCGUUCAACGAACAUUUCCCGAUCCCGAAAGAGUUGACCAAGGAACAACUGGAGGAAGUCGAGAACGCAUUCGUCGCUGCUAUCAAGCGCGCUGAAGAAGCUGGAUUCGACUUCAUAGAACUCCACUGCGCACACGGAUACCUCAUCUCGUCCUUCGUCUCUCCCCUCUCCAACACACGCACAGACGAAUUCGGAGGUCAACUCCUCGAGAACCGCCUCCGCUUCCCUCUCCGUCUCAUUUCCCGAUGCAGAUCCGCUUGGUCCAAGCCCCUUUUCGUACGAAUUAGCGCGACGGAUUGGGCUGAGGGUCCGGAAAAGAACGAAGAUGGGACUUGGGCUCAAUGGGGAAUCGAACAGAGUACCAUCUAUGCGGGGGAGAUGAAGAAGCUUGGAGUGGACCUUGUGGAUGUCAGCUCGGCGGGGAAUUGGAGUAAGCAGAAGAUUACGGUGGUUCCUGGGUAUCAGGUCCCAUUCGCAGCCGCUAUCAAGAAAGCACAUCCCGACCUGAGUGUUGGGUCGGUGGGUUUCAUUACUGAAGGAAAGCAGGCAGAGGGUUACUUGAGAGAGGGAAAGACAGACGUGGUUUUCCUUGCAAGAGCGUUGAUGAGAGACCCGCAUUGGGCGUUGACUGCUGCUAGAGAUCUGGGGGUCAAGAUCAAGGCUGCUAACCAGUACGAAAGAGCCUUUCGUGUUUAG